Chanos chanos (milkfish) is the source of this 852-nucleotide messenger RNA. It is a transcript of the gene gtpbp8, whose product is annotated as GTP binding protein 8. The record is from RefSeq and is a predicted model, not a curated record. Gene Ontology annotation, cellular component: mitochondrion. Bases 1 to 852 code for a protein of 283 amino acids. The transcript is spliced from 6 exons. Gene Ontology annotation, molecular function: GTP binding. NCBI's taxonomy places the organism in Eukaryota, Metazoa, Chordata, Actinopteri, Gonorynchiformes, Chanidae.
AUGUUUCCUGUGAAACGGCUCUUGAAGCCGCAUUUGUCUCCUUUGCGGGCUACGCGAGGCGUCCACAGUCUGGCUUCAGUGCAGUCAGCCUGUCAAUUACCAGAGAAGAAACGCCAAGGCCUUCUGUUCCCCUUCAGCGAGCUCCAGCCGUACUUAGACAGGCAAGUGGACCCAGGGAGCUUCCAGCUCUUUCUGCCCAGCGUGGAGGACCUCAGACAUGCAGAAAAACUCUUCACGCCCACCGCCAAACAUCAAAUCAACUAUUUCACCUCGGCCGUUAGAACUGACCACGCGCCCGUGCUAAAACAGCCUGAGGUAUGUUUCAUCGGCAGGAGUAACGUAGGGAAGUCUUCUCUCAUUCGAGCGCUGUUCGCACUGUCUCCUGACGUGGAGGUGCGCGUCUCCAAAACACCGGGCCACACAAAAAAGAUGAACUUUUUCACUGUGGGAAAAGCCUUCACUCUGGUGGACAUGCCAGGAUAUGGACAUAAGGCACCGAGGGACUUUGUGGACAUGGUGGAGCCUUACCUGAGAGAUCGCAAAAAUCUGGUCAGAACGUUCCUGUUGGUGGAUGGGACCGUGGGGCUACAGAAAGCAGAUCUGGUUGCCGUGGAGAUGUGUGAGGAGUUUUGCUUGCCUUUUGCAAUGGUGCUGACUAAAAUUGAUAAGAGCAGACAAGGUUUAUUACUAACCCAUUUACUGCAGCUGAGAGACUUUGUUAAGACCCAGACUCAAAGCUGCUACCCUCAGCCCUUCCUGGUCAGCUCAGUCCAGUUUUCAGGGAUCUACCUCCUCAGAUGCUUUAUAGCCCAUGUGACGGGGAACCUCCAGCUUGGUUCCAAACUGACCUGA